CAACCAUAGCAGCAGCAGCCGGAGCAGCAGUCGAAGCAGCAGCAACAGCAGCAACAAAAACAACAACAACAGCGGCAACUCGAGCCAGAAGCAGAGCCAGAAAUCGAUACCCAUCAAGAUACCAUUGAGCGAGCGUUUCUCGUCGCAGACCUCGACAGGAUCGGCGGACAGCGGGGUGAUCGUCUCGAGCGCCUCCCAGCAGACGCUGCUGCAGCAGCUGCCGCCGGUGCGCAGCAGCAGCGGCUCCCUGAGCCUCCACGGAGCGCAGCCCAAGUGGCAGAAGCGUCGCCAGUUGCUCAGCCAGGACAGUGGCAUCGAGCAUGUGGGGGGCGGCGGUCGCGGAGCGGCUGAGGCCAAGGCAGGACCAGGAGCGCCCAACGAUGGAGUGGCAGGGUCCUCGUCGGCAGCCGGCGGUGGCGAGGGGGCGGGGGGGCAGUCGACCAGCAGCAGCGAAUCGCUGGGCAGCUCCGGCGGAGCAUCCGAUCCGCCGGGAGGACGCAUGCGCGCUGCCUCCGCCCUGGAGCUGAGCAGCGUGGGCGGAGGAGUGGCCCUGGGAGGCGGGGGCAACGCCCUGCGCCGGAUCAAGUACAAGAGCACCAACAGCACCGGCACCCAGGGAUUCGAUGUGGAGGAUCGCAUCGACGAGGUGGAUAUCUGUGAUGAUGACGAUGACGACGACGAUGAUGACGAUGGUCUCCACUUGGUGGAGAACGAGGAGGACGAGGACGAGGAGGAGGAGGACGAUGGCGUGGCUGUGGAUGAUGUGGACGGAGAGGAUCCCGAGGAGGCGGACACCCAAUCGGACACACAGUCCGGGAUAGUGAUCAAUAUGGGCGGCAAAGGCAAAGGCAGUGGCAAAGGCAGUGGCAACGAGACGACCGACCAGCAGCCACUGCCCCUCGACAAGGCCCCUUUGACGGUGGCCGCGGCGGCGGCCAAGAGGCGGGACAUCAAGAGUCUGGCCACCGAUGGGCACAUCUACUUUCCGCUGCUGAAGAUCAGCGAGGAUCCGCACAUCGACGCGCGGCUGAUCAAUCGCAAGGACGGCCUGCAGGACACCAUGUACUACCUGGACGAGUUCGGCAGCCCCAAGCUGCGCGAGAAGUUCGCCCGGAAGCAGAAGCAGCUGAUGGCCAAGCAGCAGAAGGCCCUCCUCAAGCGGGAGCGCGAGGAGCAGCGCAAGAAGCGCAACACCACGGUGGCCUCCAAUCUGGCGGCCAGCGGGGUGGACACCACCACCACCAAAGAACACUGUGAUACAACAACCCUGUCCAGCCGCCAUGCCACCGCAGCCGGUACGAUCCACAAGCGCAGCUCCGACCCCAACCAGCACUCGCAUCUCGACGUCCAGGAGGACGUCCAGAUCGGUGUGGCCGUCGACGACGACGACGACGAGGACGAGGAGCUGCAUCUGGAUGUGGUCAAGCUGCGAGGUCGCAGCCACAGCCACGGCACCAACCACUACGAUGCUAGCUCCAACACCCGCCACCCACAGCACCCACAGCACCACCGCCACACCCACGCCCACGGGGAGGCCCACGGCCGGCAGCAGCAGCAGGAGGAGGAGGACAUCGAGCAGGGGGCCGAGCCCGCCUUCGAUGGCCUCGACAGCCUCGACGACAGCGUCAAGACUGCCACAAACACAAAGCUCUCCAGAACCCAGUCCUGCGUCAGCUGGACCAAAGUGGUGCAAAAGUUCAAGAAUAUCCUAGGUCGCGAUGGUUCCAAAAUUACAACAGUUGUUGCAACACCCGGCCAGGGCACCGAUCGCGUACAAGAGGUCUCCUACACAGACACAAAGGUCAUCGGCAAUGGCAGCUUCGGUGUGGUAUUCCAGGCCAAGCUCUGCGACACCGGCGAACUGGUGGCAAUCAAAAAAGUUCUACAAGACAGACGAUUUAAGAAUCGCGAAUUGCAAAUAAUGCGGAAGCUGGAGCAUUGUAAUAUUGUGAAGCUUUUGUACUUUUUCUAUUCGAGCGGUGAAAAGUUGGCUGAAUUUCCCAUCGAUUUGGGAAUAUUUGCCAGUGUGCUCAAGCCCCAGCGAGAUGAAGUAUUUUUGAAUUUAGUCCUCGAAUAUAUACCAGAAACCGUAUACAAAGUGGCUCGCCAAUAUGCCAAAACCAAGCAAACGAUACCAAUCAACUUUAUUCGGCUCUACAUGUAUCAACUGUUUAGAAGUUUGGCCUACAUCCAUUCGCUGGGCAUUUGCCAUCGUGAUAUCAAGCCACAGAAUCUACUGCUCGAUCCCGAAACGGCUGUGCUGAAGCUCUGUGACUUUGGCAGCGCCAAGCAGCUGCUCCACGGUGAGCCGAAUGUCUCGUACAUCUGCUCCCGGUAUUAUCGCGCACCCGAGCUAAUAUUCGGCGCCAUUAAUUAUACAACAAAGAUCGAUGUGUGGAGUGCCGGCUGCGUUCUGGCCGAACUGCUGUUGGGCCAGCCAAUCUUCCCUGGCGACUCUGGUGUCGAUCAGCUGGUCGAGGUCAUCAAGGUCCUGGGCACACCGACAAGAGAACAAAUACGCGAAAUGAAUCCAAACUACACGGAAUUCAAGUUCCCACAAAUUAAGAGUCAUCCAUGGCAGAAAGUUUUCCGUAUACGCACUCCGACAGAAGCUAUCAACUUGGUGUCCCUGCUGCUCGAGUACACGCCCAGCGCUCGGAUCACACCGCUGAAGGCCUGUGCACAUCCGUUCUUCGAUGAGCUGCGCCUCGAGGGGAACCACACCUUGCCCAAUGGCCGCGACAUGCCGCCGCUAUUCAACUUCACAGAUCACGAGCUCUCGAUACAGCCCAGCUUGGUGCCGCAGUUGUUGCCAAAGCAUCUGGCCAAUCGCUCGUCGGCCGGCGGCCAAGCAGCUGCCGGUGCUGUGAGCGGCUCCACCAGCGUCUCCUCAACGGGCAGCGGCGCCUCGGCGGACGGUGCCGCUUUGGCCCAGGCUGGCGGGACAUCUGGAUCGUCAGUAGUCGGUUCCGUGUCGGGAACAGGAGCAGCCGCUUCGUCCGUCGGUGGACCGGCGACCGGCUCGAGUGCCGGCGGUCAAGGAAACAAUAGCAAUCCCGGCUCCGGUGCGCCGUCCGCCGUUGCGGCUGCCCCGGCUGCCCAGCAGGCAAAUGCCGGCGGCCCUGCAGCCGCCGGCGGUGGUGGCGGCGGCGGUGGUGCGGCGGGUGCUGCCACUGCAGCCGGCUCCAUAGCUGCGACCAAUGCUGGUGGCGCCAACGUGACAGGCUCACAGUCUAACAGCGCUCUGAACAGCAGCGGCACAGCCAAUGGUAACGGUAACGGCAACGGAAACGGGGAGACUACAGCAGCAGGAGGCACCGGAGGCAGUGCCGCAACGCCAGCCGCUGCAGGAGGGGACGAGAAUGGUGCUACAGCAGCAGCAACAGCAGCCGCAGCAGCAGAGACCGAGGCAGAAGCAGCAGCAGCGUCCGGUUAGCGCAACAGCUGCGCUCUGUUAAUGUAAAAUGCUCUUUCUACAGCGUACUGUACUGUUAAUCGCAUAUGUAUGUUUUGUUCGCUCUCGCUCGCUCUCAGGGUUGGAGCAGGCCUAAGUUAGUUUUUUUUUCGCAGCAUUCAGCAUAGGUAACGGAGCGUGAUGGCAACAGAGCCUCAGCCAAUCACACACACACGACCACACCGAAACACCC
Molecule: messenger RNA, 3647 nt
Organism: Drosophila miranda
Lineage: Eukaryota; Metazoa; Arthropoda; Insecta; Diptera; Drosophilidae
Gene: sgg
Product: protein kinase shaggy
Exons: 10
Coding region: 500-3436 (978 amino acids)
Biological process (GO): signal transduction; protein phosphorylation; negative regulation of canonical Wnt signaling pathway
Cellular component (GO): axon; cytoplasm; nucleus
Molecular function (GO): protein serine/threonine kinase activity; ATP binding
Source: RefSeq, a predicted model, not a curated record